CUGUGGACAAGGGUCUUGCUAUCCACGCAUGCGCUAAACAUGUAAUUAGGCCUCUGUGUAUGGGAGUAAUUUUUACAUCUGAAUGAAGGAAGGCCUAAGUCCUUGUAACUUACUCAAAUGCCAAGCUCAAGAAUGGAUAUUUAUAUUACAAAGGGAAUUACCAACCCCAACUAUCCUGGAUUUCAAAAAUUUGCCCACACUCUUUCUGAUGACUACAUUCAGUACUCUGACAUGGAAUGUAAUGAAAGUGAUUUAACGGAUAGUGACAGGGAGGAUGACCAAAACACGUUCCAGAAUAAGGUUGUCGACAAAUCAGCUCCAAAAACGUUUGAAAAUACCCAAGAUGUGACUUUGAGUAACUGCGGCAAGAUUGCUUUUGACAAUGGAAACACAAGUUCAUUUGAGCAAACUAAAAACAGAUCAUCAUCCCCCAACAUACCGGACAUUGUAAAUAAGAAUUAUAGUGGGAACUCAGAAAACUCUAUGCGAACAUUAAAUAAGCCUGACCUUAUUUAUAACCUGAGUCAGAACUAUACGAAUGAAUUCUCUCCCUGGUCAUGUACAAUUAAUUCUAAAUAUGAGGGCCAGCUACAAGGACAAAGUCCGAUUGAUAUAGUUGGAGACUUUGGUGGCGAAGUGGAGCGGGAAUUCGAACUCCUUAUCACUGGAUAUAAGAACAAGAAAACACCAAAUGGGUUACAGGGAUCAAAUUUGACAAAGGUUUGCGAUGCAGAACUAUCAAAUGGUACAGAAGCUUUAAAGCAUACAGCCGCGACGCGAUUGUCUGGAAAUAGCAUUCGCAAAAAUAAAAAGAAAAAUACUCCAUAUGGGCAUGAGUUGAUAAAAACUAAGCACCAAAAACCAUCACAUGAUGAACGACAGCUACCACCAGACACCUUCGACUACAAAACAUGUACCCAACGAAAAUAUAUCAUUUGUGAUUCUGAAAGUUGUUCGUCGGUUUCGGAGAAAAACAAAAAUGAUUUUCGAAGUAUCAAUCAGGGUGAAAUACCGAACUUGAGCAAUUUAGAAAUCGGUCAAAGCCAGCAACUUAUCGAGGAAGACAAUAAAAAGGUGGCGAACCGAAGGUAUUUAAAUCAAGCAUGCUGGUCACAAUACUUGGAAAAUCCCACAAAAUAUUCCAAAGAUCCAUCUGCUACAAUGGUUUUAGAACAAUUCGAUGCAUACAAAGUAGCUAAUGAUAUGGACGUGGAAACAUUACAAAAUCAUUUUAAAAAGGUUAAGCAAAUAGAAAAAAAGCGUCGCUUUAAUCGAGACGAAAUACGUAAAAGAUUGGCGACAGGAGAUAAAGAUCCUUUAAAUAAUGACAUAAAAAAAGAGGAAUUUCUUACCGGUUCCGACAAUGAAAGUUCCGAUUCUGAAACAUGUCCCAAGUUAUCAAGUGGAGUACCUCGCAAGCAAUCUGAUUUCUGUGAAACAAAACGCAAUAAGGAAUUUGAAAACGAUAAAAUCUUUCAAAGAAACCAAAUUAACCAAGAAAAAACAAUUAAUCAACUGGUUAAUGGUAACAUUAUUGAAAAACAGGAUUUUCCAUCAACAGAAAACUUGUUCUUCUUUGCAAAUCAAUCAAAGCUCCAAAUAGAGGUUAGAAUAGCCCUAGCUCAAUCGAAAGAAAUAGCCCAAAUGAAAGUUAAGGCAAAGAAGCAUGGUGUUACACCAAUUGUGGAAGUAAUUCGUACAAUGCUGUAUGAUGUUGGAAUAAAAAUGGAUUCAAAUCAUCGGUGGAUAUCAAGACAGUUGCUCACUGGAAUUCACGUUCCGAUUCUACAGUUAUUGGUCAAUAAUCUUCAGAAAUAUAUUGAAAACCUAAAUGUCACUCUACUAGAAAGCCUUAAGGAACGAGACGAUCUCAAUUCGGACCAAGAUGAUAUAUUACACGAUCUCGAAAAAAUAAAUAACUUUUUUGUUUUUCAACAGCAAUCUGGACAUCAAGUCAAUAAAAUAGUUAGACACGGCCUUCUUAAUUAAUCGCUCUAAAGUUGCAAGUUUUAUUAAAAAUUUGUUUAAAAAUAUUAUAAUCACUUGUAUAA
Molecule: messenger RNA, 2051 nt
Organism: Drosophila suzukii
Lineage: Eukaryota; Metazoa; Arthropoda; Insecta; Diptera; Drosophilidae
Gene: Schip1
Product: Schwannomin interacting protein 1
Biological process (GO): positive regulation of hippo signaling
Cellular component (GO): cell junction; plasma membrane
Source: RefSeq, a predicted model, not a curated record